This is a messenger RNA of Polistes canadensis, 3198 nucleotides long. It is a transcript of the gene Nct, whose product is annotated as nicastrin. The coding region runs from base 224 to 2131 and encodes 635 amino acids. Gene Ontology annotation, cellular component: membrane. The record is from RefSeq and is a predicted model, not a curated record. Lineage: Eukaryota; Metazoa; Arthropoda; Insecta; Hymenoptera; Vespidae. The transcript is spliced from 8 exons. Gene Ontology annotation, biological process: Notch receptor processing; protein processing.
GAUGGAACUUACAAGAUUCUCAGGGAUAUAUACUUAGAAAAAAUCGAGAGUGAAAUUGCACUUGUAUAUCAAUUUUAAUAAGAAAUUUUAUAUGUGUUGGGUUCGAAUUAGUGAGUACUUCGUUAUCCCAGUAUCAGUGUUAGAUGAUGCAUUAUUCCUAACCUAUCUUUAUUUACGCUAUUAGAAUUUCUUACUUUGACGUUUGGAGUACUCAGUGAUAACAAUGGCAAAAUAUCUUACGUGGAAAUAUCUUUUUCUAUUAGUUAUAAUACAAAUUGUCAAUGCCAAAAGAAUCAAGGAUAUGAUUUAUAUGUCAGUUGAUGGAGCUGCUGGUUGUUUUCGAAGACACAAUGGAACACAUCAAUUUGGUUGCUCGUCAAGUAGAUCUGGUAGCGUAGGAGUAAUACAUUUAAUAGAACAAGAAGACGACGUCAGAUGGUUGGAAACUAAAGCAACUGCAGGCCCAUAUACUGCGGUCUUACCAUUUUCAAUGUUUACCAGAGAUAUUCUUCUACGUUUGAAAAAUACUAACAAUAUCAAUGGCGUACUAUUGGCAAGAAAUACUAGUAAAAACUAUCCAGAUUUUUAUUCGCCCGAGGAUACUUGUCCAAACAGAUAUUCAAAUUAUAAAAAAUGUAACGACAAACGUCCAUGGAAUCCUCACGGAUCAUCCAUUCUAUUAGAAGACUGGCCAUUUCCCAUGUUUUAUAUGGAGAAUCAAACACUUUUGGAAGCUAUAAAGUCUUGUUUUUGGAAUCAUAAUGCUCACGAUCUUGAAAAUCAAAGCGAGCGUUCUUUGUGCGCAUUGGAGAUGAAAUCAUUCAUGUUUUCGGCUAUUAAUUCUGAUUCGUGUAUAAAACGUAGCGAUUUUUAUUUGAAUAUUAAUCCUACAUCGUUCUGUGAUCCACUCGGAGAUAGGAAUAUACAUUGGCCAUUAGCACCAUUGAAAUCAGAUUCCAAUUCUGUAAUUAUGGUUACCUCCAGAAUAGAUGCGUCUUCUAUGUUUGAUGGAAUAUCUCCUGGAGCAUUAAGUACAAUAACAGGCAUAGUUUCAUUAUUAGCAACCGCUACUUAUUUGAAUUCUUUGAAACCAUAUAUCAAUAAUACAAAUGUUGUUUUUACUCUUCUUAAUGGAGAAGCUUUUGACUAUAUAGGUUCCAGUCGAUUGGUUUAUGAUCUAAAAGAGGGUCAUUUUAAUGCUCUCGGUGGAAUUAGUUUAAAACUUAAUGAAAUUUUAACUGUAAUCGAACUUAGUCAAUUAUCCAAAGGAGAUUUAUUUUUGCACGUUAGCAACAAUAAGACUAAUACAAUGAUAAGUCAGUUAACCGAAGGGUUACAAGCUAAAGUAUUGAGUAAUAGCGUUCCACCUACGUCUGUACAAAGCUUUCUCGAAACAGAACCGAGUCUUACAACCAUCGUUAUAACUAAUUAUCCUGAUCAAUUUACCAAUAAUUAUUAUAACAGCAUUUUAGACAAUGCCAAGAGUCUUAAUUUCAACAGAAAUGAUACAAACGAUCUUGCGUCGAGUUUAACAAAUAUAAGCGUCACUUUGGCGGAGACUUUGUAUUACAACGUCACAGGUGUUAAAGCUCCAAGUGGAGAUGUAAAUAGGAUCGAAAAUAUUAUCUCUGAAAUGUUGUCUUGUUAUCUAGAAAGCGCAAAAUGUAAUCUGUUUCACGCAGCAUCGUCUCCAGGAACCAAGUUGGCCGAUCAAAUUUUACCUUUAUACGUCAGUGUACAUAGGGUACCUAAUACCGUUACAAUUUUAACUGGUCAACUUUUGGCUCUGUUAACUGGCGAAAUAUUAGAAAUGAAUGAAACAGCGUGUUACGAUCAUCAUCACGCGUGGAUGGGUGGAUAUAAUUUAACUGGAAUUUGUAUAAAUUCAACGGUAAAUUACAGUAUAGCUUUAAGCCCAGCAUUCAUCAUCAGUGAUUACGAUAUGAAGUCAGGAAUAUUUUCAACGUGGACAGAAUCUAUAUGGCAAAUGCUAAGUGUUAGAAUGUUCUUGAAACCUUCUGCAGCAACAGAACGUCUUAGCAUGAUUCUUGGCAGCAUAGUGACUAGCACAUCUUUUAUUUUAGUGUGGUUUAUUAAUUCCAAGGCUGAUAUAUUAUUUAAUUCCAGGUGAUAAAACAAUGCGAGCUGUUGAUUGCUAGGGAUACGCUGCGGACCACAUAUCAAUGACCAGGUUGGAUCAUCGAAGAGAUGAUGUUCCCGUAACAAGCCUUUAAACAUAUAUGUGUGGUACGCCCUCGGACGAUUUUUUUAAGUCUGUAUCAAAAGAAAAUUAGGGUUUCACCUCACUAAAAAAAAAUAUAUACCAAGAAAAUUAAUUUAUCUUAAAAUAUUGAGUUAACGUGGGAUGUAUGAUGCAUUAAAAAAAAGUGAGAUGAGUGUAUGUAUGAUUUAUAAGGUGAAAUGUUUUAAAGAAUAUUUUCAUCAUUUCUUUAAACUAUAAUACAAUGAAUAUAGAUUUUCAGAACAACGUAUUCAAAAACGAGGCAAUCUGAAAAUUAUAUAAUUCAUGGUAAAACUUUUGGUUGAAACAAAAUAUUCGUAUUUAAAAAAGUAUAUUUUUAUGGAAAAUAACGUCUAACAUUGUUUGUGAAUGAUUAUAGACAAGCAUCGCUUUGAUUUUUAUCUUUAGUCAAUGAAUUAUUUUGAGGAAAGAUGCAGUCAUAUUUGUAAUGAUUCAAGCAUCUUUUUGUCGUAAUAUCCUGCUUACAGAUUUUUAUUAAUAACUUUUAAAAACUACGAUAAUUCAUUUACUUAAUCGUGAUUAGUAACAAUUAAUUUCUAAAGAAACGAAUAAUAUUACAAAGUUUCUUAUUUCUUUUUUUUUUUUAUAUUUAAUAUAUUUAAUAUUGCAUUUAUUUGCACAUAAGGUUAUAUAUAUAUAAAUUAAUUUAUAGUUAAAUUUAUUCAAAUACUUUCCUCUGUAGAUUUCUUCUUCUGUAUGUUACAAAUGAAGUCUUGCAUCGGUUAUAUUAGAGAGAAUGAAAUUUAGUCGAAGAAAGGGGGGUGGUCUGUGUACAAUACCUUCUUUUCGUGUAGUACAAUUUAAAAAUACUUAUAUAAAAAUCAGAAUUGAAUAGAAUAAUGUAUUUUUUACAUAGAAGAGAAGAAAAACAAAACAAAAAAUUAUAGAGAAACAGUCAUCCAAAUAGUGUUGUAUAAUAAAAAAAGAAGAACAAA